Pocillopora damicornis (cauliflower coral) is the source of this 1072-nucleotide messenger RNA. RefSeq lists its product as uncharacterized. NCBI's taxonomy places the organism in Eukaryota, Metazoa, Cnidaria, Anthozoa, Scleractinia, Pocilloporidae. The record is from RefSeq and is a predicted model, not a curated record.
GUUUUUAUUAGAUUUAUUAUCAGAUUUCUGCAAAGCUUGUCGUGCACGAGCUAUCGAAGGUUUCCUUGCUCUGUAUGACGAAAAACUCGUAGGAAAUGGUUUCCAUGGAUUUUGGCUCAAAACAAAAUCAUUUUCUUCAGCUAUCGGUGCGGUCAGUAUCGAGAUUCGAAGCAUUGGAAUUUUGGAUUAUUUCACAGUCUAAUUUGAAAAAAACUAUCUGAAACAAACCAAAAAAAUUGAAUGUAAUAGAAAACCAAAACACAACAACAGCAACAACAACAAAAAAAACUAUUUGAGUAGGAGUUUUCAUCGAGCGAGAGAAAACCGCGGGUGAGACGCGAUGGCUUCAUGGCUUCACCCCGAAAAGAAAAGUCACCAAAAUCAAGUUCCGCCUCUGCAGAAAAAAUCAAGGAUACCAGUCAGAAUGACUCGCCUGAGCAGAGAGAGUGACAGAGGAUCUUUGUCAGAGAACGAAGCCGCUAACAAAGCGCGGCUACAGAGAAUUUCAGUUAGCAAACUUCAAAACAAGCGGCCAUCGCGUAUUCCGAUUGUAGUGGAUGAGAGGAAGAACAACGUUAACACUAAAGGCAAUCUAACCAAGAAUGUCAAAACAACUCGAGGAGAAAUGCCUCUUGGAAAAAAUUCAGUCACAGGUAUUAACCUUCAAGAAACUCAAGAAAAACAGGGCAAGAAGAGAGCGAUCUCCAUUAUUUCAACUACGGCUAAAUAUGGCAGUUAUAGGCGCGUUAAGAAAACGACGCCAAACGUUAGGCGACGUGUACCACGACAACUUACACCCAUAGAAACAGAGCCGAAACAGGUCUGUAACGAUGAGAAAGAACCACGUGAAGAAGGCUCGGCUAAUGAGGUAUCAUCCUCAGCCAGAACUGUAGAAGUAACGCCAGACUUUGAGUGUAACGUUGCACCUGUGCGCGAGGAAGAGCUCCAUAUGGGAACUGAAGCAGAUUUCAGUGACAGUGGGUUUGGCUACGACUUUGAGAGUCAGUCAAAAUCUUCAGACAAGAAGGCAAUUCCCAAUGUGGGAAUUUCAUAUCUGAGGCCAGUGGGGUAG